Messenger RNA from Spirometra erinaceieuropaei, 884 nucleotides. Lineage: Eukaryota; Metazoa; Platyhelminthes; Cestoda; Diphyllobothriidea; Diphyllobothriidae. The record is from the annotation of a GenBank genome assembly.
AUGCCGCGAUCGUCUGCUGGAGAAUUAUCCGGCAUUCAGAAGGAGUCCAGUGUGUCUGUAAGUACGCGGCAUUGCCGCCCUGUUAUUUUUUUCUAAAAGUCGACUUCUGUUUCAGAUCUUAAGUUGGAUUGCCGCCUCAGACAAGGAGAAGCGGUCCUGUCCCUCGGGUUCGCCAGACCUUCUUUCGAGCAAACAUCCCACAAUCUUCCUCUUUUGAUCGGACAGUCAGUGGAGGUGGUUUGUUUGCGUUGGAAUCCGCGUCUGCAGCAGGCAGAACGCGUUGCUGACAUGGAAGGAGACCGGACGGACGCUUCGUACAGUGUCAUGGGAGGUAAGUUGCCGGACAGUUGUUUGACUGAAGUCUACUGCCUCUGGAUGGAGGCCUUCUACCUGUCAGCACAUUUUGCUAUCGCGGUGUGGAUUUAGCGCUCGUUAAGGUGUCUAUUUUGCUUUUUAAGGAAUGCACACCUCUCAACCCCUUUCAGCUGGCUACUUUAUGCAUUCUUUUUUUCCACCAAACCGAAGAGAGAACAUUCGUUGAUGGAGAGGGUAUGGUGAGCGGUGUGUUGGCGAGUAUCUGGUGUGAGGAGGGCGCGGGCGCCCCUCGCUGGUGGACGCAUAGGACACGCACCCGUCGUCGUGAAGGUUUCCACCGCUGCUGCCGACGGAAAGGAGACGCUGAUUGGCGUAUUUGGUGGAUCAAAGGCUGGGUGCAGGCCUCCUACCUGUCAGCGUCCAACGGCGAGGGUCGCCCGCUCGCGCUAGCGCCCUUCUCUCACCACAGACUCGCCAACACGCCGCUCACCCAAUCCUCCUCCAACAGCGAAAAUGCUCUCUUCAGUCUGGUGGAGAAAAAAAAAGGAAUGCAUAGAGUAGCCAGCUGA